AUGAACAAUUACACAGCAAUAACUACAUUCAUCCUAAUGGGCCUAACAGAUGAUUCAACUCUACAGAUUCUGCUCUUUAUCUUUUUGUUUCUAACCUAUUUGUUGAGUGUUGUGGGCAAUCUGGUCAUCAUCACUCUCACACUGGUGGAUUCUCACCUAAAAACACCCAUGUACUUUUUCCUACGGAAUUUCUCCAUCUUGGAAGUCACAUUCACAACUGUCUGCAUCCCCAGAUUCCUCUACACAAUGGCAUCUGGUGACAAUACUAUUACCUACAAUGCAUGUGCCACUCAAAUGUUCUUUGCUAUCGUCCUGGGUGUAACUGAGUUCUUCCUGCUGACUGCCAUGUCCUAUGACCGCUAUGUGGCCAUCUGCAAACCCCUGCAUUACACAACCAUCAUGAACAAUAGGGUUUGCAUCAGAUUGCUUGUGAGUUCUUACAUCAUAGCCCUCAUCAUCGUCAUCCCACCAUUUGGCAUGGGUCUUGAAUUUGAGUUCUGCAAGUCCAAUGUCAUCGAUCACUUUGGCUGCGAUGCUGCUCCUCUCCUGAAGAUCACCUGCUCUGACACAAAGCUUAUAGAGCGGUAUGUCUUAACCUUGGCAGUGCUGACACUGCUGUUUACAUUAGCAUGUGUGACUCUGUCCUACACCUACAUCAUCAAGACCAUUCUCAGAUUCCCUUCUGCCCAUCAAAGGAAAAAGGCUUUUUCUACUUGUUCUUCCCAUAUAAUUGUGGUUUCUAUCACUUAUGGAAGCUGCAUCUUCAUCUAUGUGAAACCAUCUGCCAAAGAAGGGGUAGCUGUUAAUAAGGUGGUGUCGGUGCUCACAACUUCUGUCGCGCCAGUUAUGAAUCCAUUCAUUUACACCCUGAGGAACAAGCAAGUGGUUCAAGCUUUCAAAGGCAUGAUCAAACGAACUGCCUCAAUCACCCAGAACUGA
Molecule: messenger RNA, 939 nt
Organism: Dipodomys spectabilis (banner-tailed kangaroo rat)
Lineage: Eukaryota; Metazoa; Chordata; Mammalia; Rodentia; Heteromyidae
Product: olfactory receptor 6C2-like
Exons: 1
Coding region: 1-939 (312 amino acids)
Biological process (GO): G protein-coupled receptor signaling pathway
Cellular component (GO): membrane
Molecular function (GO): olfactory receptor activity; G protein-coupled receptor activity
Source: RefSeq, a predicted model, not a curated record